Molecule: messenger RNA, 2549 nt
Organism: Diachasma alloeum
Lineage: Eukaryota; Metazoa; Arthropoda; Insecta; Hymenoptera; Braconidae
Product: proton channel OtopLc
Exons: 11
Coding region: 209-2275 (688 amino acids)
Biological process (GO): actin cytoskeleton organization; muscle structure development
Cellular component (GO): stress fiber; filamentous actin; adherens junction
Molecular function (GO): muscle alpha-actinin binding; actin binding
Source: RefSeq, a predicted model, not a curated record
GCUGUCGUCUUCCGUGUUUGCGAAAGUAUUUUCAUAGCCAAAUGAACCGUCCCCGGUCGAUGACCAACCAAUUUAUCAUAGAUUUAUUUUUAACGUCAUAGAUUUAUUUUCAAUUACGUAAUCGAGGGGAGAAUUGAGUGGAGGAGUCGAGAGGAUUUGAUCUAUUUUCAAUUUAUUGAGCCACACUAUUUCGAAUGAUGUAGAAGAGAUGUCGCUGCUCAACCUAAAAUUUACAAAAUUCGAUAACACACCAUGGGGCUUUCGACUGGUGGGUGGCAGUGAUUUUCCCCAACCCCUGACGGUCAUAAGAGUAGCGGAGGGAAGUCUCGCGGAAUGCAUGGGUCUGAAAGUUGGUGAUGUUGUUGUGCGACUAAAUGACGAUCCCGUAAGCAAACUGACGCACGGCGAAGCCCACGAGUCCCUAGUGCAAGCGGGAAAUAAUUUCACUCUCGUGGUUCACAGAGGCGAGGAGGCUCGUCAGGUGGCAGAGGCCAUUCAGGAGGAAAAUAUCGUACCUUAUAAACCUAUUGAUGAAGUUCAAGCAUUGAAAGCACUCGUUGACGAUCUGAGGGAUCCAGAAGACCUACCGCCACUGGAUGGCCCAUCCCUAGAAUUUAAAUCCGAUGACGAAGAGGCGAGAAAGUGGGAAUCGCCUGAAUUGCAACAAGAGCCCCCCAAAAUCGAGGAGAUUAAGGAGCCGUCACCUCCACCCACAGCCAAAGAUCCGAACGUUGAGCUUGUGCCAAAUAAAGAUCUAACUGAAGAAGAAAUUGCGGAGUUAAUUGUUGAAGAGGAGGAAUUACUCGAGGUUGAAGAUAAAUCUGUUCUUGGGGUAAAUUUCAACAAAAUUCGUCCGCGUGCCCCUCUUCUACGCGAGUCUAAGGUUCUGGAGGAGCUCCAGAAGAUCGCGGUGGAGGAGCCCGCGAGGAUUCAAGAGCUGAAACACCAGACAACAUUUCUCCAGAAGCCGGAGAGGCCUAUUCCAUCUCCAAAAAAGAAAGAGGAGGAAAAUCAGAAUCAGUCCGAGGGCUACAGAGUUGUAAUAAAAAAGCAACCGAAGAAGAGUGUGACAGAGAAGCUGGCCCAGCGAGGGCUAUUAAAAACCCCGGAGCCUUGUAAUAAAGAUCAAUCGAGCGAGCCAGCAGUAACACCAGAAACUCGUGAAAUGUCUCGACCAGAGUCAUCAGCCUCUGGCCCGCGAAUCGUGGAAAUUCCAAUUGAAGUUGAGGGCCGGCCUUCGUCGAAGGCCUCGAGUCAUCCUCGCAGUGAUGCGCCAAGUGAUGAUGAGAAAUGUCCAUCGCGUUGCGAAAGCUAUCGCGAACCGACGCCCGAGCCCGAGCCCGAGCCCCAGCCGCUAGCGCCAAUUUUUGACAAGGAGAAGGUCAAGGCACUCGUCUCGACUGAAAUCAAUUUGGAGAAGCAAUUGGAAAGCGUUCAGAAUCAAUUGCUCGCAUUGAAACAACUUCCCAGUGAGAUUGAAAAUCAUCUGAGAAUUGUUUCUGAACAGUUGCACAAAAUUAUGGAGCUCAGUGGAGUGCAGAAUAGUGAGAGCAGUUCGCGAAGAGGGUCGUCAGACGCUCCCAGCCAGACAGCUCCAAAAGAGGAGAGAGCGACUCCCGAGGAGUGCAAAAACGAAGAUGAGGAUCAUCUUCGUGUGUCGGAGUCCGAGGUGUCCAGGUCGUCUCCAGCGACUGUUAUCAGUGAGGCACCAUCAAUCAUCGAGCCCGAAUCGGAAAUGGAGCAAGUGGGGGAGUCGGAAACAAGUGAGAUGGAGGUCACCCUCAAGGAUGAUGAGCACAGGGUGAAGAAGUACAUUGCGUCGUACGAAACGAAGGUCUUCAGGUCACGCGACCCGAGUCCUGCUCCUUCACACGGGAGUUACGAACCAGAUCCAAACAUGUCGCCGAAAGACCAAGUUAUACAGGAAUUGAAGCACAGAGGAGGAAGAAAGCGAUCGCACGAUCUCUGGCCCCAGGCUAAACAGCUGGAGCUCACUUAUGGCCGAAGAUGGAGGUGUCCGAAUGAUUUUUUCAAUGAUGAAAUGAUAGCUGAGGUAUUGUCGGGACAGGCGGAAGUCAUUCGGGGCAAAGCACUUGGCGUUAAUUUUAAAAAAUACGAGAAAGCCUGGCUACCGAAUUACGAUCACUUAAUGAACUCGAGUGUAUACAAGAUGCUGCAUAAGAUGGAACGCGAGCCAAAAACUGGAAUUCCCGCUCGGCCACCCAAGGUCGUUGCUGCUGAAGACAUACUCGAGAGAGUUAAAACACCGGCCUGAGUCAACAAACGGAUGAUUGCGAGCGGAGAAAAUCAUCACGAAGAUAUUUCAGCCGUCAAUAUCUUACAGUCGAUUAAUUUUCAUGAAUCCUAUUUAUACGUUAAUUUAAGAUAUUAAUGGAAACAACAAGGGAAUAUCGAUGCAAUGAAUUAAUGAGUGAAUUCUCCAAUGACUCAUGCAAGGGAUGAGUAUGUGAAAAUUUCUUUUGUAAUAUUUGAUUCAAUCUGUUGUAAUCUAAAGAACAAGUGAAAUAAAGUGGAAUAUGUUGAUGUUA